Neoarius graeffei (lesser salmon catfish) is the source of this 1699-nucleotide messenger RNA. RefSeq names its product myeloid-associated differentiation marker-like protein 2. The transcript has 2 exons. The record is from RefSeq and is a predicted model, not a curated record. Bases 469 to 1380 code for a protein of 303 amino acids. Gene Ontology annotation, cellular component: membrane. NCBI's taxonomy places the organism in Eukaryota, Metazoa, Chordata, Actinopteri, Siluriformes, Ariidae.
AGGAGAAAGGCAGACACAGAAACAAGGCUCAGAAAAAAUUGAGACAUUUUUCUUCUAUCUUCCUAAAAUUUUUGAAAGGCAUUUCAUCCACUCUUUCUGGAACUCUUCAUUGGCAUGGAUAAGAAACUUGAGGAGCAAUCGUCUUAUUUUUAAGGGGAACUACAUUGAAAAAAAUCUUGAAGUUGGCAGAUGAAGCUUUUUUUUUAUACCAAAGGUACUGAGCAUAAAUAUGGUGAACAUCAUGAAUACUCUACAUUCAUUUCUAUCAACAUAGAGUCAAAGAUCACAAAGUGUGGCAGGAAAGCACUGAGGGAGGUUGGUAAUUAAAGGGCAUCUAAAAAAAGAGCUGGACACAGGGCGAGGCUGUGGAGUCGUGUGUGGAGGCACAGUAAAUCUACAAGAAGAGCCUUAAAGAGUCUACAAGAAGAGCUGUUUCAAUCCAUCCAGACUGCACCACGAGGAUUGCUCAUGGAUCCCUAUGGAGGUCACUACCUAAACCGAGAAGCAGUGCUGUCUUUACUGGGUAUGGCUCGCAUAUCGCAACUGAUAUUGGGUUGCACCAUCAUGGCUUUAGUGACUCACAGCGCAGGCUUCAGUGCCAGCUAUGGUACCUUCUGCAUGUUUGUGUGGUGCUUCUGUUUUGCCAUGACAUUGAUUAUCUUUGUGCUUGAUGUGGUUCGCCUGCAUGGCUGCGUGCCCAUCUCCUGGGACAAUUUCACUGUGGCCUUUGCCAUGCUUGCCACAUUGAUGUACAUCACAGCUUCUGUCGUGUACCCUGUGUUCUUCCUCGGCAGUGAUUGCCCGGCUGAAGGCUGUGAAGUGCGCAACUACCGCAUUGCUGUUACUGUAUGCUCCAGCAUCUGUUCUCUUGCCUAUGGUGCCGAGGUCUUCCUCACACGGGCCAAGCCAGGCCAUGUGGUGGGUUACAUGGCCACUAUGUCAGGCCUGCUCAAGGUAGUUCAGGCCUUCAUUGCUUGCAUCAUCUUUGGUGCUCUGGCAAACGACAGUGAGUAUCAUCGCCACAUUCCCACACAGUACUGUGUAGUGGUCUACAGUCUAUGCUUUGCCAUCACAGUGGUGGUGGUGGUCCUGACUGUCUCGGGGAGGACUAUAGUUCUGAGGCUGCCCUUUGACCGCUUUGUGAUUAUAUACACCUUCCUGGCAGUCCUGCUGUACAUGAGUGCUGCUGUGGUGUGGCCUGUCUUCAGUUUUGAUAAGAAGUAUAGCUCUCCUGGACGACCAGAUGAUUGCCCCCACGGAAAGUGCCCAUGGGACAGCAAGCUGGUGGUGGCAGUGUUCACCUUUGCUAACCUGGUGCUCUACUUCACUGACCUACUGUACUCUCAGAGGAUCCGCUUUGUCUCACAGUCAGCAGCGUAAAAUAGCAUUUCUGCUUCUACUGGCUAUGAAAUGCAUCAUUUGGUGCUCAUACAAAUAAUGCCACUAAUAGACAAUACACAUAUUUUAGUUAAAAAGUUUUCAUGUUAAAAUAAUAAUGAAAAUAUUCUGAUGCACCCUGUUAUGAGCUCAGUAAGUGGCUAUCCUGUUUGAAUUAAGUGACUUUUAUCUGCUUCCCUGUGAUGGAAGUCAUGUGAUCACUUCAUUUUCAUGUACUUAAUAAUGACUUAUUUCAGACACAAUCUUGAAUUUAUAAAGCUGUUUUUCCCCUAAAUCAUAAAGUUCUAAAUCAUAUCCAUUG